Molecule: messenger RNA, 4291 nt
Organism: Apis mellifera (honey bee)
Lineage: Eukaryota; Metazoa; Arthropoda; Insecta; Hymenoptera; Apidae
Product: coiled-coil domain-containing protein 170
Exons: 15
Coding region: 626-2956 (776 amino acids)
Source: RefSeq, a predicted model, not a curated record
ACAGAUAAAUAAAUAUUGCAAGUAAAGUAAAGAAAUAAGUAAAAUCUGUCAUGUUUCAUUCAACUUAACGUUUAUAUAAAUAUUUUCGAAAUCAUGUAUAAUCCCAUCAUAAUCCCACAUGAUUUCAAACGAAGGAAAAAAAAAAAAAAAAGAAAAAAAAAUCAACAAUAAUCGAGAUAUACGAUUUGAUAAAAAAUUGGAGAAGAAGUAAGGUUCGUUCCCAUGGAUCGAUGAAAUUCGAUUGUCUUGCGAGGUUUGCGCGCGCGAGGGGGAUGCUAAACAGCGCGGUUUGUUGCGCAUCGACGCCUCUCGUCUCCGGUUGGAAACGUUUUCACUCACUCUCGAACGUUCCGUUCAUAUUAGUCUCCAAAGAAAUUUGAAUAACAAUGUCAAUGAAGAAAGGGACAUUUUUUUGAAACGCUCGCGCGAAAUCGUGGAACGAACUCCUAGGUGUACAGUGUUCAAGGUGAAAGCAUUUCAGAGAGCGAAAGAGAGAGAGAGAGAGAGAGAGCGAGAGCGAGAGCGCGAAGCGCGAGAACGCGAGAGCGAGAACGAGAUAGAUAGAUAGAUAGAUAGAGAAAAAGGGAGAUAGAUAGAGAGAGAGAGAGAGAAAGUUAGAAAAAAGAUGUCGAGCGAGGAAGAAACGAAGGAAAUCAGGGAGACGACGAAAGAAGGAAAGGAGACUGCCGAAGAGGAUCUGCAGAUAUUCGAAACGCUUUGUAUAUCGUCGCCCGGAAAGGAAGAGGCGAUGACUCACGACCUAACGACCACGUUGAGGAGCGAGAUAGCAGCUCUCGAAUAUAAACGGGACAGGCUGAUGUCCGAGCUCCAAGAGGCUAAGAAUAUCGCGAGAUCCCGGGAUCAACGAGUCGUGGAACUGCAACUGGAGGCUGAUCAACUUCGCGAGCAAGCGGCCAGGCAGAAUUCCAUCGUUUCGAGUUUAAGGAAACGCAUACAGGAAUCAGAGGAGCGGGAGAGGAAUCUUUACGCCGCCCAAGGGAGGAGCGAGAUCGCGCUGCAAGGCUUGCAACGAGACUCGAGGUAUCACGAGGAGAAGGUUCGAGAAUGCGAGAAGAGGAUACGCCAAUUGGAGCAGGAGGCGUCGGACGAGAGGGAAUCGAAGGAGCGGGCCCGUACCAGUUUUCAGGAGUUCGCCGGAAAAUUGGCGGCCGCGUUGACCGUCGAGUAUCGGGAAUCCGUGCAUCCAAGCCCCGAGUUGGUGAGCCAAAAGGUGGAGGAGUUGGUGCAGGAGGCGAGCCGGCUUCGGGCGCGGAACACGGGCGUUGAGGCGCAGAUGGCCGCUCUGGAGGUGGAGUUGAGGGGGUGCAGGGACGCUUUGGAGCGGGCUGUGGCCGAGAAGGAGCAGCUACAACGCCAGAUGUCCUCCCAAUCGGUCGAUUUGGAUCGUUUCAAACAGGACAAGGAGUGCCUCGAGAUGCGGUACAGGGUCGCUGAAAGGGAAUUGAACGAGUUGAGGGAUAAGUUGAUCAGCGCGAACAGAAGCAUAAGCACGGCGAGCGGAAAUAUAUCGAAUCAGGAGGCGUUGAUCGGCCAGUUACGAGAAGAUUUGAUGCAGCGAGAAGAAAAAUGGCAGCGCCUGCAAACCGAGUACCGCCACUUUUUGGAAUCGUUGGCGGUGCUGGUGGGCGGGCCGAACAGGUUCAUCGAGUCGCAGGAAAACGCCAUUAAGGAUCGCGUUAGGGAGAUCCUGGCCGAGAGCAAGGAUCAGGCCAUUACUAUUCAAAAUCUUCGCGAGAAGGUGAACGCGGCUGCGGAAUCGGCGAGCCGACAGAGCGAACUGAUCGAGGCGACGGUGGCCAAGACGCGAAGCUUGGAUGCAGAACGGUCGGAAUUGGAGGGGAGAGUUCGAAAGAUGGAGGCCCAGUUGACUGAUUGCGAGCUUGCCAAGGAACGUUCUCGAAGGGACAAACAAACGUUCGUCACGUUUUUGGACCGGUUAGGGAAAGCGAUGCAGAUGGACGAGAUAACCGAGGAAAUGGGCAUCGAUCUUCAAACGGAAUCGCUGUUGGUUCGAGGCGAGCAAUUGGCCAGAUUGGAGAGCGACAAGUUGGUGGACAAGUCCAUCCCCUUGCCGAGACGCGAGCGAUCCUUCCACGCCAUUCUUCCCACCAUGAAACAAACGUCGGUGGUCUAUCAACUGCAACGCCGCGUGAGGACGCUACGAGAACAAUUGCAGCGCAGAGAUCUUCACUUGGAUCUUCUUCGUAGAAAAUUAUCCCUCCAAGAGGAGAGCGUUAAGAUGAGAUCGUUGCUUCAAAAUGAAAGGGACGAGGCGUGCCUCAGGGCGAAAAAAUUGUCGAAGCAAACGGAUCGGUUGCAGGCGCAAAUUUUGGAGGAGAGAUCGAGGAAUCGGGAGUUAAGCGCGCAAUUGACCGAGGCCGCUGAUUACAAGAUAGCCGCUUUGGAGCGGAGUCGAAAGAUCGACGAGCUUCAGAAACGAUUGGUGGAGAGCGAGAUGCUGAGGACACGAUACUCGAGAAAAUUGAGCAUGUUGAAGGAACAAAUGAGAAGCGCGACCGAGACCGCCGAACAAGAGAGAUCCAUCAGCGAUCACUCGUUGCAAUUGGUCAGGGACGAGUUGGCGCAGGUUAAGCAAAAUCUUUCCGAAGUUACGAAAAGGGAAUCCCAAUUGCAAAGCUUUCGAGUAUCCGUGACGAAAUUAUUGUCGGAACCGAUCUGCACGCCCGAUUACGAGAUAAUCUCGCGAUUGCAGAAAAUGGUGGCGGCCCAUCGCGACUUCACCAUGAUUUCGCGUAGAUACGAGGAACCGUUGGAGACCAGCCCAUCCAGAUGCACCAGCAUACACGCGAUGCAUCCUCCCAGAUCGCCAGGAUGCGCACGUUACGAGGACAACGGGUUCGCAGAUCCCCCGGAUCUUCGAGACAUCGAAGACGAGUUUAACAAACGGCCGGUACGAAGCAGCCUUCUCCCGUGACGUCGGCCUAUAUUUCGAUGCUAAACCCUCCUUUCCUUCCUAUAUAUCGACAUCUCCGUCCAAGUUUAUUGUUUAAAAGUUUUUCUUUUUUUUUUUUUUUAUCGAACGUACGAACGACCGUUUCAUUUCUCACGCGACGAUCGUAGCGUGUUCAUUGUUGAACGCGCGAUUCGACCGUGUGCGCGUGUGCGUAACACGGAGUCGGCGUGCAUAGCGUGUAUUGUAGAGUGGAACAACCGCAUUCCAGGAUGGUAUAGACGGUAGAGAGCGAGAAGUGAAGUUGCGCAGUCUGUGCUGCGCAAUGCAACGCGAGACGAAGAGACGAAGAGAAUUAGUUUGCCUAGUUGCGCGAAUCCCAAUAGGAAAUUCGGUCUAUAUUUUUCACAUCGUUAAUUACUCGAAAAAUUUACUCCGCAUUCUCGAAAAUUUUCUCGGGAAUAUAUCUUUUUACGAUUAUAACGACGAAAAUAGGAGAUAGGUUUUAAGGAAAAGGAUAGUCUUGGGAUAUAAUUUAUGAAGGAUGUAUCUUUAUAGAAAUAGGUUAGGAAAGAGCAUCGUUCAAAGUUUCGGAAUUUUAUUAGGGAGAUGGGGGUGCGUGAUUUUGCGGAACGCGUUUCUUGCCUGGAAGAGAAAUAAGUGUGCGUGUAUAUACGUACAUGUGUAUACGAGCACGAGUUGGUACGACUGGUUAGCCGUGAACUUGGCCAAGAGUGAACUACCUCUUCCUCUGCAGAAUCGUGAAUGCAAACUCGCGCUAGCUUUGGCCUCCUUCUUAUUUCUCGUCUGUACGAACGCGUGCGCUGCAGUUAUUUUGAAGGAGACGGGGACCAUGUUGUCUCUCGUGAUAGCAAGCAACUAGGUAUUUGUAUAUAUUUGUAUUUCCGUAUUUCUUUUUUUUUCAUAAACGAUUUUUCAUUAACGUGAUUUAACCAUUCGAUCAAUCGAUUUUGCUUAAUUACUACUCGAGAAUUUAUCGCUGAAAUUUCUUUACGGCGGAUUUUCGUCGUUGAGAGAAAAACGCUAGACGAGAAAAGAUAGAAAGAGAGGAAACAAUCAUUUCGCAUCUUUUAAUCGAAAUCUCACCGAUCCCGAACUUCAUCGUGAAAUAUUUGUUUUGCGUAAUUUACAUUAAAACAACGGAUGAUUCGCAUCGAGUGAAAAAUAAAAUAAUGAAAUAAAAAGCGCUGUGUAAUAUAAAGUACGAAAAAGAUGUUUACAUCUUAUCGAACAAAAUCACGCAUUCUUCUGUAUUCACGCUUGCAUUUAUCCCAUGUGUAUCCAUGUAUCCCAUACACACUCCUGCGUAAAUAUAAAUACAUACGUAUAUAUCUCUCC